Messenger RNA from Eimeria necatrix, 306 nucleotides. RefSeq lists its product as hypothetical. The coding region runs from base 1 to 306 and encodes 101 amino acids. The record is from RefSeq and is a predicted model, not a curated record. Lineage: Eukaryota; Apicomplexa; Conoidasida; Eucoccidiorida; Eimeriidae. The transcript has a single exon.
AUGGCUGUGGGGCCCCUCAGAAGCCAACGGCUAGAGACUAUUCGAGUGCUGCUAAGCAGUGAAGAAACUCAUUUGGGCCUCAGAUUCCAAGGAGUGGACUUGGGCUACGCCUACACCAAGUCGGCCCUCAUGGGUGGCGGGGGGGGGCCCCCUGAGCUCCAGGUACGCAGAAACAGGGGCCCUCGGGGGCCCUUGGGGGCCCCCGGCGGGUUUCGACGGCCUCCCGGGGCCCCUGUAGGGGGCCCUGGGGGGCCCCAGGGGCCCGUAGACCCUAGCAAAGCGCAGCCAGAAGCAGUCCCAGAGUGA